Dreissena polymorpha is the source of this 2199-nucleotide messenger RNA. RefSeq names its product putative serine protease F56F10.1. Gene Ontology annotation, biological process: proteolysis. Bases 86 to 1591 code for a protein of 501 amino acids. The record is from RefSeq and is a predicted model, not a curated record. Lineage: Eukaryota; Metazoa; Mollusca; Bivalvia; Myida; Dreissenidae. The transcript is spliced from 11 exons. Gene Ontology annotation, molecular function: dipeptidyl-peptidase activity; serine-type exopeptidase activity.
AACAUUACGUAUCGAAACACUUACAAUUAUCAUUGCCUUCAUUUAAACUACGUGUUCAUUCAAAUAACUGAUCUAAGCGUGUACAAUGACUGUACGCGAUUCGGAAUUUGCUGCAGUGGCACUACUUGUUUUCGCUAGUGCACAAGGAUUCGUGGUUUCUGAGCCCGGCUUCGGUGGUUGGGAUGUAGAACCGAUACCCGCCCCUCCAGGACUGCCACUUCCGGUUGAGCAGUUUUACGAAUUUCAGUCGCUGGACCAUUUUGAUGGAAGCAACUUCCAAUAUUGGAAACAGCGUUACUUCAUGAACAACGUCACGUACCGGCCCGGCGGUCCCGUCUUCCUGAUGCUGGGAGGCCAGUCGGCGGCCAACUCGGUCUGGCUCGUGACAGGCGCUUGGUAUGAGUACGCAAGAGAGCACGGGGCUUUCAUGGUACUGCUCGAACACAGGUUCUUCGGAGAGAGCACCCCCACGGACAAUAUCACGUCCAGUAGUCUGCGGUUCCUGAGUUCCCGCCAGGCGCUAGCGGACAAUGCCCAGUUUAUAGCGGACUUAAAGCGGUGGUACCAGCACCCCAUCCAAGACAGUAAAGUCAUCGUGUUUGGUGGCGGAUACUCUGGGUCUCUUGCGGCGUGGAUGCGGUCACAUUACCCAUAUAUCGUGGAUGGCGCCGUGGCGUCCAGUGCUCCUAUCUUUGCCACAUUGGAUUUCACGGAGUACUACGUAGCAGUGACGAAUACUCUGGCCAGUGUGAACCCAGCGUGUCCCAUCGCCAUUAAGAAUGCCACGUCUACGAUGUACGAGUGGUGGGGGCAGCCGGACAAGAGGAUCAUCAUGCAGAAAAUAUUCAGACUGUGUGACAAGAUCAACCACGAUGCCCUACUGGACCUGACUGUGUUCUUUUACAACCUCGCUGAGAACUUCGCCCGUGUCGUACAGUUCAACGGCCUUGACCUUCAGUUUCUAGGUUUAAAGAACAACAACCUCACCAUCGAACAAGUGUGUGACGUCAUGACGGACGAGUCACGUGGAGACAGCGUGCAUAGAUACGCGGCUGUCAAUUCCAUGGUUCUUGACAGCAUCGGUCAAGAGUGCACCAACUUUCAGUACACCAAGCUGAUAACGUCACUUAACCAGAUUAAUUGGGGCAGUGAAUCAGCAAAAGGAGGUCGCCAACGCUUGUAUCAGAUAUGCGGUGAAUUUGGAUGGGCCCGAACUUCGGAAUCUUCGAAACAACCCUUUGGGAACUUCUGGACAUUCCCAUGGAAUUUCACGACUGACCAGUGCGCUGACGUCAUCUGCCACACGUGGGGAGGUUCCCAGGUGCAAGACAAGUGUGAUCAGACUAACCGUUUUUACGGCGGUCUGGAGCUACCGAUCUCCAACGUGGUGUUUGUGAAUGGUGCCCUUGACCCCUGGCGUGUUGUCAGCUCUAAUGGCACAUUGCCAAACGCGUACGGCGACCAUGAGAGUAUUCUCAUUGAAGGCACUGCCCAUUGUGCCGAUAUGAUGCCUCCCAAAAUGACUGACCCACCGGGACUUGUGGACGCGCGGAAAAAGAUAUCUGAGCAUAUCGGACUGUGGAUCAAAUAAACAGUUAACUCUUUCAGUGCUGGAAUCGAAUUUUGAAGGCCUUUGCAAACAGUUUGGAUCCAGAUGAGACGCCACAAAACGUGGCGUCUCAUCAGGAUCCAAACUGUUUGCUAUUCUGAUAGUAUUAUUUGAAAACACUCUCGAAGAAAAUGCUAAUUUUAGAAAUUCAGCAGACGACAUUUUAGCAGACGACAAAUUUCCCAGCAUGCAAAGGGUUAAACAACCUGUUGUUUUAAUGUCAUUCAGAUACAUUUAUAUACAACUAUAAAAACCUUGUGUUAUAUGUAGAGACUGUGUUGUUCAUAUCAACAUUAGUGAUCUUCUAUAUGCAUUGAAUCCAUGUUAGGUACGUGUAAAUAUUGUUUUGCAUCACACAACUUAAAGGGCAUUGUACACAGAUUUUCGGAUUCAAGACAGAUGUCAUUAAAUAAAUUCACUAACAGAACCAUUAACACGGUGAUCCAUACUGUUUUCUCAGCCAUAUUUGAACGUUUUUAUCAGUCAUAAUCAGUCUAUACAAAAAAAAAAAAUGUUCCUUAAUGUCUAUAUUAUAAUAACAUGUUUAGUGAGUUUCAUUUAACAUAGUCGUAUUUCACUCUUUGCCUGUA